AUGUAUGAAAUUUCCCGUGAACAGUCGCGAAAUUUCGCGCAUCCGGGAAAUAUUAAAAUGCCUCCUGAAGUUCCCCGCGAGCAGCAGCAAGUUUUUCACGCGCGCCCGGGUGUAACACAAAUACUAACUCUGCCCAAGAGUCAAUAUAAGAAUAAAACCGAUGAACGAAUGCGUGAUUCCCCCACAUACCCGGUUGAAUUCAAUAAAUUUCCUCUGCCCCCUCGUCUGUCAGAAAAUGUGUAUCAAGACCAAGUGAUUCCCCCUCGAGCUCCAGGAGGUCCAACGCAGCAGCAGCUAGCAGCACGGCAGUCCCUGGCUAAGGAACUUCCCCGAUUCUCUGGAGACCCAGCGGAUUGGCCGAUCUUUAUUUCAAGCUAUCGAUACACAACAGAAGCCUGCGGCUUUUCGGAUGGUGAGAACAUGCUUCGCCUGCAACGAUGUUUGUCUGGUUCUGCGCUUGAAACAGUACGUAGUCGGCUGGUGUUACCAGCAGCGGUGCCCCAAGUGAUCGAGACACUUCGUAUGCGAUUUGGACGUCCUGAGUUGCUGAUCAACGCUCUGCUACGCAAGGUGCGAGACAUCCCAGCACCACGGUCCGACAGAUUGGAAGGUCUCAUCGAUUUCGGGAUGGCGGUGCAAGCGUUAUGCGACCACAUCGAAGCGGCGAACGAACGCGCUCAUUUAUCGAAUCCUUCACUACUACAGGAACUCGUUGCGAAGCUUCCCGCAGAUCAAAGGAUGAUGUGGGCAGGAUAUAAGCGUAGUUUUCAAGUCGUCGAUUUAAAAACCUUCGGCGAUUACAUGACGUCGGUGGUGCAGGACGCGUCGAGCGUAGUAACCUUCGAACCUGAGUCCAGAAGGAACAACCCACGCGAUCGUCCGAAGAACAAAGCGUUCGUGAACACUCACGCGAUGGAAGGAGCAGUCAGUUCUGUACGGUCAAUAAAUGUGCCAACCGGCGCAGCGAAACAGUUUGACUGCGCACACUGCAGCAAAACUGGUCAUCGAGUGCGCGAGUGUAUUGCAUUUAAAGCGUUGCACGUCGACGACCGCUGGAGAAGAGUCCGAGCUUUAGGUCUUUGUCAGAAUUGUCUAUUCAGCCAUGGACGCAGGGCGUGUCGGAUUCGUAGUAGUUGUGACAUCGAGGGUUGUCAGUUCCGCCAUCAUGCACUGCUUCACUCUCUACGUGGGCCUCCAAAGGCUCCAGCAUCGAAUGCAUUAGUGGCGGAGAAUCACACCCACCGUCUUCUGACUUCGUCGACGCUGUUUCGGAUAAUUCCCGUGAUCCUACAUGGAAGCGACGUCUCGAUUGAUACCUUUGCAUUAUUGGACGAGGGAUCAGAUCUGACACUAAUGGAACAUGAUCUGGCUGUAUCGUUGGGUCUGAAAGGUAGCCCUCAGCCUUUGUGUCUACGCUGGACGGGAAACACUUCCCGCAUGGAAAAGGAAUCGCAACGCAUCACUUUCGAGAUCGCAGGUGAAGGACAGCACAAACGGCACAAUAUAGUGAACGCAAGAACGGUUCAAUGUCUCAAUCUGCCGAGUCAGAGUUUCCAGGUGGAAGAAGCAGCGACAAAACACGCGCACCUUAGGGGGAUUCCGGUUAGCAGCUACCAUAACGCAAAGCCUAAGAUCCUCAUAGGAAUCGACAACCUACGACUUGCGCUACCACUUAAAGUAAGAGAGGGCGAUGGUACCGGUCCGAUAGCUGCGAGAACCAGAUUGGGCUGGUGUGUCUACGGCCAGCGAGAAAGCGGUGACACCGAAGCUUAUAAUUUCCACGUAAGCAGAUGCGAUUGCGACGAAGAACUUCACGAUACGGUGAAGCAGUUUUUUGCCAUCGAAGAAGCAGGCGUGCACCCGUCAAACAUUCCAAUGUCUAAGGAAGAACAACGAGCGCUAACCAUCCUGGAAACUACAACCCGACGAGUAGAGAACCGUUUCGAAACGGGUUUGUUGUGGAAAGAAGACAAUGUAGAAUUCCCGAACAGCUACACGAUGGCGGUACGUCGUCUAGAAUGUCUCGAACGCAGAAUGGAUCGCGAUCCGCUGCUAAAAGAGAACCUCCAUCGACAGAUGUGCGAAUACGAGGCAAAAGGUUACGCGCACAGGGCUACGAAAGCGGAGAUAGAUGCAGCGGACCCAAGAAGGGUAUGGUACCUCCCGAUGGGAGCGGUAAUAAACCCUAAGAAACCAGGAAAGAUCCGAGUUAUUUGGGAUGCAGCCGCCAAAGUCGAUGGAAUCUCACUUAACAGCGCUCUUCUCAAAGGUCCGGAUCAACUCUCGUCACUUCCAGCCGUGCUAUUCCGCUUUCGACAGUAUGGGGUGGCGGUCAGCUCGGAUAUUCAGGAAAUGUUCCACCAAAUUCGUAUCCGAGAGGAAGAUAAGAAUUCCCAGCGCUUCUUGUGGCGCGCUUGUCCAUCGGAGAAACCUACGAUCUACUUGAUGGAUGUCGCUACCUUCGGGAGCACCUGUUCACCAGCUUCGGCACAAUUCGUCAAAAAUCGGAACGCAGUACAGCACGCUGAACUGUUUCCUGAGGCAUCGAAAGCGAUCGUCCACGAUCACUACGUUGACGAUUACCUGUCGAGUUUCGGAUCCGUAGAAGAGGCGACAAAGGUAGCAAACGACGUGCGAUACAUUCACGGACAAGGAGGCUUCAAAUUGCACAACUGGCGAUCAAAUAGCGGCACGGUCCUCGAGCAACUGGGCGAAGUACCAGAUGGAACUGAGAAGCAACUGAACCUGAUCGACGGGUCGACAACCGAGAGAGUGCUCGGUAUGCUUUGGAGCCCAUCAUCCGAUGAACUGAGUUUCUCUACUCAAAUGAGCGACGAGGUACAAACACUGAUUCGCAUGGCAACCCGACCGACGAAGAGGCAGAUUCUACGUUGCGUCAUGACGUUGUUUGAUCCACUGGGGUUACUCUCGCCGUUUAUCAUCCACGGAAAGGUCUUGAUCCAGGACCUGUGGCGCGAAGGCACGGAUUGGGACGAACAAGUAGGCGAUUUAGUCUAUGCGAAGUGGCAGAGGUGGAUCGAGAUGAUCAACCAUAUCGCAAAGAUCCGAAUUCCCAGAUGUUACUUCCCCAACGCCACGAGAAGGACCUACCUCAGGGCUGAAAUGCAUGUGUUUGUCGACGCAAGCGAAGUAGCUUAUUCGUGCGCUAUCUACUUACGCACCUUCAACGAACACGGUAAACCACAGUGCAGCUUAGUAGCGGCAAAAUCAAAGGUCGCCCCCCUGAAACCGUGGUCUAUUCCCAGGCUGGAGCUGCAGGCGUGUGUACUGGGCGUACGGUGGUCAAAAUUUGUCAAGGAAAACCUCGACGUCCCAGUUUCCAAGACGGUUUUCUGGACCGAUUCCAGAACGGCGCUAUCCUGGAUUAAUGCCGACCCUCGAAACUAUCGCCAGUUCGUGUCCUGUAGAGUAGGUGAGAUACUUGAGCAUACUUCGGUAAGCGACUGGAGAUGGGUGCCUUCCAAAUCCAAUCCAGCGGACGAAGCAACGAAAUGGGGUAGUGGACCGUACUUCAACCACGAUAGCAAGUGGUUCCAAGGACCGCAUUUCCUGAAUCUCCUGGAAGCAGAUUGGACCUGUCGCAAAGAACCGGUGAUGGUUACCGUGGAAGAAAUGCGUGUAUCGACACAACAUCACAGUUCGUCUGAACCAACGAUCGAUUUCGACCGAUUCUCUUCCUGGGACAGGUUGCAACGUGCGACCGCAUACGUUCUCCGUUUUCUGCACAAUGUAUCGAAGAAACAGCCACGAUAUAGUGGACAGCUGCAACAGUCGGAGCUGAAGGCUGCUGAAGAAGUCAUCUUCAAGUUGGUGCAACGUGAACAAUACCCGGACGAAGUUGCAGCGCUGUCAAACAAAGCGCCCAAUGAGACCGGUCAAGAAGUCAUCGGGAAAAACAGUUGCAUCUACCAAAUGAUGCCGAAGCUGGACGAGAAGGGUUUGCUACGUGAACAGGGUCGAAUCGCGGCAGUUAAGAACGUCGCCUACAACGUGCGCCAUCCCGUGAUUCUACCGAGAAGGCAUCGCGUCACGGAACUUCUGGUGCAUCGAUUCCACCGCAACUUUCGCCAUGGCAAUGCUGAAACGGUCGUUAACGAAGUUCGACAAUUGUACGCUAUCCCGAGGCUUCGAUUGGUGGUCAAGAAAGUGGGCAGAGAAUGCCCGUCCUGCAAAAUACGGCGAACCAGACCAAUGAUCCCUCCAAUGGCUCCACUGCCAUCUGCCCGCUUAGCCCAUCACGAGCGAGCUUUCACCUACACAGGGGUGGAUUAUUUCGGACCACUGCUGGUGAAGUUGGGGCGAUCCAAUGUAAAGCGAUGGGUCGCACUGUUCACCUGCCUAACGAUUCGUGCCGUACACCUAGAAAUCGCCUACACACUAUCAACGGAGUCCUGUAUAUCGUGCGUCCGCCGAUUCGUUGGACGGCGCGGGCCACCUGCCGAGUUUUUCAGCGACAACGGAACGAAUUUCCAAGGAGCCGAUCGAGUACUGCAGCACCAGAUAAGCCAGGGACUGUCCGCAACGUUUACCAGUGCAAACACGAAAUGGAACUUCAUACCACCAGGAGCGCCACACAUGGGCGGAGCGUGGGAACGCCUAGUACAGUCCGUUAAAGCUGCAAUGAAAGAAGCGUAUUCCGAGGGGAAGCUUGACGACGAGGGGUUGCAGACGUUGGUCGUGGAGGCUGAAAGUGUCGUAAACUCAAGGCCUCUGACGUAUCUGCCAUUGGAGAGCGAGGAGACCGAGGCCCUCACCCCGAACCACUUCCUGUUGUUAAGUUCGAAUGGGAUGAAGCAAAUGAACGACGAAGAUGAAGGACCGAGACAGUUCAGCGAAUCAGUUCGGUGUCGAAUCCUGGGGGAUUCCUGGGAGCAGAUCCAGCAUCAGCUAAAUGUAUUCUGGGGGCGCUGGUUGGUGGAAUAUCUGCCGGUGAUCCGCCGGCAACCGAAAUGGUUCAGCGAGACACCAUCAUUGAAACCAGGCGACCUGGUAAUGGUCGCGGAGCCGACGAGACGGAGUGGCUGGGAGCGAGGGCGAAUAGUUUGCCUGAAGCAGCAUGCGGACGGCAGACAUCGACGAGCGGUCGUGAAGAUAGGCGACAAGAUCUGUGUUCGACCAGUGUCGCGGUUGGCUUUGCUCGACGUGAGGAAGAGUGGAGCUCCGGCGGACUCCGGACUACACCAGGGGGAGACUGUCAACGCAGAAACCGUCGAGCUGGCAACACUGCCUAGCAAAUGCAACGCGUCCGCUUCAAAAGCAACACAACAGUAAAGCGCCGCGUCAGUGGGUGACAGACGUCAUUUGAUGACAGUGGAGAUACGUCACCGAACUGUCAACGGCAAGACCGCGUGUUCUCGUAAUCGGUCUAUUCCACAUUAGCCGUGAACGAGAACAGGACUGAACUGGCAAAGUGCUGAAAAUUAAACAAAUUGAAAAUUUAAGUAUUAAAGUGAAGAAAAGUAAAGAUAGUAAAGAGUGAAAGCGAGGUUAGGAGUAAAGUAUAGAAUUAGAUAGAAGUGAGUUAACUGUGCUAGAAGGAAAGUAAGUUAGCAGCUAAGAAAGAAGAAAUAUUUUUAAUUAUUGAAAUCUAAUUUAACCCCUUUAGCUCGCGGACGAAGCUAACCGCUAUCUAGGGCGGAGAAAAGGAAUAGCCCACCAAAUUUUGAAGCUAAUUAAAAUCAUUACGCUGUCAAAACGGCCUUUUUCCUUCGCCCUACAACCUCGA
Topomyia yanbarensis is the source of this 5746-nucleotide messenger RNA. RefSeq lists its product as uncharacterized. The coding region runs from base 1 to 5292 and encodes 1763 amino acids. Gene Ontology annotation, molecular function: zinc ion binding; nucleic acid binding. Gene Ontology annotation, biological process: DNA integration. The record is from RefSeq and is a predicted model, not a curated record. The transcript has 2 exons. NCBI's taxonomy places the organism in Eukaryota, Metazoa, Arthropoda, Insecta, Diptera, Culicidae.